AUGUGGUUGAAUGCGCUUGAGGAUCCGGAAGAUGUGAAGACUAUUAGUUGGGGAAGUGCGGCAUUGGCCUACCUUUAUCAUUAUCUGUGCGAGGCUUCCAUGGAUAAGAGGAAAGAGUUGGGCGGACCUAUGAUCCUUCUGCAGCUAUGGGCGUGGGAAAGAAUGCUCACAUUGAGGCCUUCGUUCAUAGGAUCAGUUGUGCACGAGCCAUAUACACCAUGUGGCGCCAGGUGGAAAGGAACAACGCAGAUAGGAAAUGCUCCUGGACACUCGGUUGAGCAUUACCUUGACCAAAUAUCUCUGAUUAGACCUGGCCAGUUUAUCAGGACGCCAUACGCACAUUGCAUACUGCCUGACUACUGCAAUGAUAUGAAUGGAUGCUCUUUGUGUGAAACCUACUUGGUAUGUCGGGCCUAUGUCGAGGCACAUGAGCCUGGACGAGUGCAGCGACAGUUCAAUCGGUAUCAGGAUAUACCUCAGUAUGUAGACAGGAUGCUAAGCAACGCCGAUCAUUUGGGCAAAAAUGAUCGGCAUGGUAAGAAGGGCAACAACUGGGCAAACACGCAUCAGUUCUACAUUGGGGAGUGGGACCUGAGGUACGAAAGGUUCCAGGCUGCCGAAGACGCCGCACCGAUGUCCAUGAAUAUUCCUAUGAGCCCGGGGUAUAUGGCGUGGUAUAACAGGAUUACCGUGACGUACCUGACUCAGCCUGGGGCACGGUCCACUGCUAGGAUGAACGAGUCGGCUGCUUCGAUGAGACUAUUUAUUGUUUCGUAUUGA
Molecule: messenger RNA, 780 nt
Organism: Salvia splendens (bonfire salvia)
Lineage: Eukaryota; Viridiplantae; Streptophyta; Magnoliopsida; Lamiales; Lamiaceae
Product: serine/threonine-protein phosphatase 7 long form homolog
Exons: 4
Coding region: 1-780 (259 amino acids)
Biological process (GO): meristem maintenance; meristem development
Source: RefSeq, a predicted model, not a curated record